UCGCGACAGUGCUGCCAGAUUUUGCAACUUUAAGUCAACAAAUUCAACGCGCUUUAUUAAUGUUUUUAUUAUCGCUGCUAAGGCAAACGAAUACAGCAAAAUGCUAAGCCCAUAAAAGCAUUUCAACGUUAAUUUUCGGUUCCACGCAAUUUUUUAAAACUACUUUUGUUCCAUGAACAAUCGAGACGCGGAUGCGAGAUACGCGCUGAUGCUGAUAGACAUGCUGUUUGGGGGGGAACACGAAGAAGAGUAUCAGGAUUUAAUGAUUUCGGAUGAGGAGACCGAUUCUGAGUAUGCAGAAGAGCACGGAGAUUUUGAAACUGAUCCUGAAGAAAGUGAUACUGAGCCGGCAGAACCUGAGCCAGCAGAUCCUGAUGAAACUGAUGUCGAAGAAACUGAUACUGAAGAUGCCAAUCCUGAACCAGCGCAAGCAGAACCUGAGCCAGCAGAACCAGAGCAAGCAGAACCUGAGCCAGCAGAACCUGAGCAAGCAGAGCCUGCUCAAGCAGAACCCGAGCCAACAGGCGAGCCAGAGCCGCCACUUCCUGAUGAAGAAGAUGAGGUUGUUCUGCUGGAACCAGCUGCUGAGCGACCCACAACGUCUCGCAGAGCACAGCUGCAACAGAGUAACAUAAUAAAUCUUGACUCGCCAUCACCACCAAAGAAACGCAAGCGUCUAUCCAACGUGGCCAGCACUGGAAUGGGAACGCCGGUAGCCAAGCCACCGUCGAACGACGAAGAGGACGACGGCAUGACGUGUCCCAUAUGCCUGGAGUCGUGGGAGAUGAGUGGAGAACAUCGUCUGGUAUCACUGCGCUGCGGUCAUCUGUUUGGCGAGUCCUGCAUACGACGCUGGCUCAUCGAGAGUCAACGGCAGUCGGCGGUUAAGGUGUGCCCGCAGUGCAAGACAAAGGCCGCCAAUCGGGACAUACGCUGCCUUUAUGCGAAGCGACUGCGGGCCAUUGAUCGCACCGAGGAGCACGACAUGCGCAGGGAGCUGGAUGCAGAGCGUCGCCGCGCCCAGGCGCUGACCACCGAACUGGCAACAGUCAAGAUGUCACAUUCCCUAACCGUCAGCAAGCUGAACGAACUGCAGCUGGAUUACGAGCGGCUGCGCCAGGUGGUGCGCGCGGGCGGCGGCUGUCGCGGCGCCUUUGGCGACAAUAUAGGCAGUGGCGGGGGCACACUGAAGAGCCUCAACCACUUGACCAGCCAUCGACUAUACAUGGAAAAGAACUUUGAGAUAACACGAGAUCCCGGCUGCCGCGUACUGCUCUACUCGGCUCAGCACUCCACGCUGGUUGCGUCCCAGAAGAGCGCACAGGUUCUGUUCCCCGGCUAUGGAGUGCGCUUCAUCGAUUCGCCCAGCUUCAAGCCGCUGCACUUUCUGCACACCUCGUCCUUGCUGGUGCGCGAUAUUGGCUUCAGCGACAGCCAGCAUCUGUUGACCGUGGCCAGUCGGGAGACGCGCAUUAAAACUUUCGACAUACGCACCCGGGUGUGCAGCAGCGUGUUCACGGCCAAUGACAAGCCGCUGUGGUCCUGCGGCGUGGACCGCAAUGAGCGUGAGCACUUUCUAUAUGCGGGCGACCUGCGCGGUGGUGUCUAUGUGUUCGACAUGCGCUUCCCGGAGACGAUCCUCAGCGAGUUUCCAUCUGAGGAAAACUUUAGUCCUGUGAUAAACGUAGCUGCCGUGCCCGCGGGCAAGGUGUUCAGCAAUGGGGGCUUUCUUGUCUGCCAGCUGACCAUAGUGAAAUUCUAUGAGUAUGCCAAUGAUACGGCCCUGCCCACGCGCCUCAACGUGGAUGGUCCCUUCCUGUCCAUGCAUUAUGAUGUGGUGCAGGACACGGUGCUCUUCUCGGCACGCUCCAAUGCCCAGUGUACGCAGUCGCGCUUUAUACUCGCCAAGUUGGACAAAAUAGAUGGCAUUCCAGUGCUCCAGGUUAAGGCCACAAUAUUUGGCUCAACUGCCACGCCCUAUAUGACACGACCCACACAAAUGGGCGUGGAAGAUAAUACGCUGGUCAUUGGCUACUUGCAGGACAACAAGCAGCUGAUAAUGUACGAUGUGCGGCGCGAGGAACGUGUCCAAACGAUACCCGUCAACGAGGUGGUCUACGACAUCUGUCCAGUGGGCACGCCGGCUGGCUACUACCUGGCCGCCCUGACGGACAACAAAUGUCGCAUCUACAAGGUCAACAGCAGCAGGAACUGAGAUUCGAAUGUGUUCUUGACCAUGCAAAGACUGUGACAAUUCGGCUGCGUACUGUGUACCGAUAAUUAGUUAGUAACUAGUUGUUAGUUAAAACAUUUAAGAGUUAUGUUUCAUUGUGGCUUUUUAUUUAAACAUUCUCAUGCUCGCUUCGCACGCACACAGAAAAACUUGAAAUAUAAAUGUAUCCUUCUUUAUUAUUCGAUCAUCUGUACACAUAUCAUGACCAUAAUGUUAAAUUCUUUAUGUUUGAAGAUCUCUUUUUUGAUUUCAGUGUUUCAUCAAUUUUGUGUGUUUUAAAGUUUUUUCUUUUAUUUAAUGUGCGGUCUUUAAGCUUCGGCAAUUACAUGUACGAUUAACUACACAUUUAAAUCAUUUUGAUAUUUGAGUAUAUUUUGAAAAACAAAAUGAUUAUAAUAAAAAACAUUAGUGGAAAUAUUCAGCGUUUUAUCAAACACACAAUUUAUAAACAUUCUAUAUGUUUAUACAUAGACUCUAGUUUUACAUAAGUUGAUCAAUGUUUGAUUAAUAUACAUUUAAAGCUAUA
Messenger RNA from Drosophila virilis, 2759 nucleotides. It is a transcript of the gene mus302, whose product is annotated as mutagen-sensitive 302. Gene Ontology annotation, cellular component: nucleus. Gene Ontology annotation, molecular function: ubiquitin-protein transferase activity; protein binding. Gene Ontology annotation, biological process: interstrand cross-link repair; protein ubiquitination. The record is from RefSeq and is a predicted model, not a curated record. Lineage: Eukaryota; Metazoa; Arthropoda; Insecta; Diptera; Drosophilidae.